Microplitis mediator is the source of this 1047-nucleotide messenger RNA. RefSeq lists its product as uncharacterized. The record is from RefSeq and is a predicted model, not a curated record. Bases 116 to 982 code for a protein of 288 amino acids. The transcript has a single exon. NCBI's taxonomy places the organism in Eukaryota, Metazoa, Arthropoda, Insecta, Hymenoptera, Braconidae.
AAUAAAUAAAAAUAAAAUAAGCAAAAUUUGAUUAUGUAAGCAUUUGAAUCAUAAUUUACAAUUUUUCCAAACAAUUUAAAUCUAUUAUAGUAUAUAUAAUAAAUACUUGUACAAAAUGAGUAAAUUAAACAAUAAAAAUUCAAAUCCAACGAUACCAGUUAUUCCAUGGGAUAAAAAUGAUUCAAUCAGAUAUUCAUCAAAUAAUUAUGCUGGACCUUUAUUAAAUAAUAUACAUUUUAGUGAGUCCAAUAUAAAAAAUAAUAUAACACAACUUACAAAUUUUAUAAAUACAUUGAUUCAGUAUAUUAAUAAUUUGUGUGAUAUAUUGAGAAAGGAAUUAGAUAAUUACAUAAAUAAUUUGAAAAUUGAUGAAAGCUCAGCAGAAUUGUAUAAAGACUUUAAACAUAUUAAUGGGGCUUAUAAAAAAUUGAUUAAAACUUUAGAAAAUUUUUCACUGGAUAUUACUAAAGAUUAUAAUAGAGUAUUACAAAUAGCUAUCGAACUAGAUUUAUUAAGACAGCAAUAUGUUGUUAUUAAGAAAGAAUAUAAUGAAUUUAAAGAGGAUCAACAGAUGAAUGAAAACAAUAACUAUGAGUUGGACUAUGAUCGCGGAAUAAAACGUGACCGUUAUCUAAAUACGUCAUUGAAUUUGAAUUCAAGAAUUAAGAAUUUAGUACAAAUACAUAAUAAAAAAUUUGCUGAUUAUAACGAAUUUAAUUUUAAAAUGAAUAUGUUGAUAGCUAAUAUAACUAAUGGAAGAAUUGUUUAUACCUCAAUGUUAAGUAAUAAAAACUAUACAAUAUUACUUAAGCAAUUUGUCGAUGAUUUUGGUAAAUUGGUUAAUUUGACAGAUACUACGUCGAAAAAACGUGGCCAGGUUAUUUCAAAGUUAGUUGUUGAUUACAUGAAAGAUUUAAAUACAUUGUCCAGUGAAUUUCACUUACAUCCAAUUAAAAAAUUAAACGAUAUAAGAUUUAAUUGAAUUUAUAAAAUAUUUAUAAUUUUUUUUGAAUAAACAAAUUUCGAUAAAUUUGGUUUGUUGAAUAU